AUGUCUAGGAGAAACAAGAAAGGAAUUCUCAAGCAACUUAAUGUGCAAGUGUCAUCAGAGGAAGUUCCAGAACUUGUUAAAUCUCUUGAUGUUGAAAGUUUUCCAGCUUUUAAAAACGUCAAAGAUUUAUUUCAGCAAAAAUCCAUAAAAACUAUAUAUUGCAUUGGAAUUGGUGAUCCAUGCAAAAAUUUAGCUGCUAGAUAUCAAAUAUCAUUUAUAAUAAAAAUUGCAAAGGAAUUAUCAAUCGAAAAAUUGAAAUAUUAUGAUCCUUGUACAUGUUCUGACUGUUUGCCGAUACUUUCUCAAAUGGGAUUUGAAGUUUUGUCAGAAAAUUCUGAAGGUGUUUAUAAUUCAGAAGAAAAUACAGCAUUUUACUUACCGCAUUGUCCAGCAUUUCUAUAUCAUAACCUACUUGCCUCAAAUUUAUCGCUAGAAAAGUUCAAAAAUUUAAUAAUCAUUGGUAAUUCUUUUGAAGAGCAUUCUAAGAAGGCCAAAAUCGGUGAAGUAACAUACAAGUCUCUAAUAGAGGAAACAUUUAAUAAGAAAUUUAUCAUUGAACAGCAAUUAAACUUUAAUGAUAAUCUAUUCUUUUAUAAUACAUCAUCAAUGAUUGCAAAUGCUGAAGGACUACCUGAGAAAGAUGAUCCAUUCUGGAAUAAGCGGGAAUUGCUUCCUAAUACAAUAAAUUAA
This is a messenger RNA of Trichomonas vaginalis G3, 690 nucleotides long. RefSeq names its product rhythmic process. Gene Ontology annotation, biological process: microtubule-based process. Bases 1 to 690 code for a protein of 229 amino acids. Gene Ontology annotation, cellular component: cytoplasm; nucleus. NCBI's taxonomy places the organism in Eukaryota, Parabasalia, Trichomonadida, Trichomonadidae. The transcript has a single exon. The record is from RefSeq and is a predicted model, not a curated record.